AUGGCGCAAUCAACAUCUCAUUCCUCGAGCUUGAACCGGGCUGAAGAGACAUGGCUCCUCCCUUCGAAUCGCCAGCUCCGCAACCUGGUGUCCAUAUCACUAAGGAACAUAUCUCUGGCCCAUGCAUCACCCUCGCGCAACAGAAACAAGGCUAUCGAUGACGAUGCACUGCCGCAGGCCCUCAAGUCGCCCGCCAAACUUGUUGCCUUGCGAGAGCAGAAGGCAUUGGGACAUUCGCGAAGUUCGACCGAUCUGCGUGCCGUGCUAGAAGAUGAUGUGGCGGACUCUCCUCCAGCGGAAGCCGUGACAAAUGGAAGCCCUGUACCAAGCAAGCAGAAAGAGAGGCCGCAGCGUGCAGCUUCGGGCACUCCGAGACGCCCGGACUUCAAAAGGUUGCGAAGACGAAGCACGAUCGAGUGGGCAAAUGCUACACCGCAGAAGAGGCAGGAGAGGCUGGAAAAUGUGACGAAGGAGAGAAUGGUAGACGUGUUCUUUAGUAUACACAUCAAGGGCGUUGAAGAGCCUGUAUACGCUUCGGAAACCAUCGAAAAGACCAUGAAUCCUUCUUUUCGCCAUAUUGAUUGGCUUACUUGUGGGCCUGGCGUCACUCGACAGCAAGUGCUUGCGCUUCGUGUCUGGGUCAAAGGAGCAAAGACAGGGUUGUGGCUGCAGCUUCUGCAGCUGAAUAUUGAGCUCAGCAGCCUGCGGUAUCUGGGUAAAAGUCUUGAUGAUCUUGAUCGGGCAUUACCACAGAAUGCCGUCUUGUUCCACAUGAUCGAUGGCGUAUACACAUCCUUCACCGACUCGCUGUCUGAAUAUGUCCCUGCUGGCCAUGGCUCACUGCGACACAAUAAAACGGCUGGGACCCAACGGACAUCACCCAGUUCGUCCUUCGAUGCUCUGCUCCGGCUGUCGAAGCUAGAUGAUAGCAUACAGGAUGCUUUGGCCACCCGCGAUCAGCUGGCGAAUGACCUGGAACUUUUGCUACAGGAAAACAAACAGGCCCUCUGCGAGCGCGACGAAGUCGCCGAAGCCGAGGAUCGGCUGAAGACCAUCGAAUUUGCGAAGAAGACGGUCGAGAAACAGCUUGAGAAGGCACAAAAGCAGCAAGAAGAGAAGCGGCAGUCCCUGUCUUCACGACGCAAGCUCAUGGACACAGAUUCGGCGUCCCGCGGGGCAGUCUUGACGAGGAUGCAGCAAGAAAGAAGUGACCUGCCGAUCUCGCGAGAAGAGCACAAUGUGAAGCGCAGAGCUGUUCAAAACCAGCGUCGCCGAAUAUGCGAGGACAUCCAAGGUUGCUAUCCCAUUGAGCCUGUGUCUGGCAAACCACUGGCUUUCAGCAUUCGGGAGCUACACCUUCCUAAUGCCGAAGACUUGGACUCCGAGCCACCCGAAGUGAUUUCUGCAGCGCUCGGUCAUGUGGCUCAUGUGCUCCAGCUGCUUGCUUUUUACCUGAAGCAAGCACUACCAUAUCCGGUCACGCCACGUGGGAGUAGCAGUACAGUCUACGAUCCUAUCAGUCUCCUGCAGCACAAUAGCCGCUCUACAUCCGCAAAUGCUGAGCAGACCUUGCGCACAUACCCCCUCUUCAGCAAAAGCGUACCACGAUUCCGCUUUGAGUAUGCAGUCUUUCUGCUGAACCAAGACAUUCGAGUUCUGCUUGAAAGUGCUUACAAUCUCAGAGUGCUGGACAUUCGACAGACACUACCAAAUCUCAAGUAUCUGCUCUUCGUGGCCACAGCAGGCGAAGGGGAGCUACCCGCUCGGAAAGCUGGCGGGGUUCGAGGCCUUAUGCGAGUUCCUGCUAUGGAGCGAACUGGCAGCCAGGACUCGACUGCUAGUGGUAUGUCGGGUUUGACUCUCAUUGGCAACGGUAAGCCAAGAGGAGCUGCCGACAGACUGCGAGAAAUCAGCGGGAGAGGGAAGAACGCUGUCACGGCGUGA
Molecule: messenger RNA, 1944 nt
Organism: Fulvia fulva
Lineage: Eukaryota; Fungi; Ascomycota; Dothideomycetes; Mycosphaerellales; Mycosphaerellaceae
Product: UV radiation resistance-associated protein
Exons: 3
Coding region: 1-1944 (647 amino acids)
Biological process (GO): SNARE complex assembly
Cellular component (GO): endosome; lytic vacuole
Molecular function (GO): SNARE binding
Source: RefSeq, a predicted model, not a curated record